Parasteatoda tepidariorum (common house spider) is the source of this 1085-nucleotide messenger RNA. RefSeq lists its product as uncharacterized. Lineage: Eukaryota; Metazoa; Arthropoda; Arachnida; Araneae; Theridiidae. The record is from RefSeq and is a predicted model, not a curated record. Gene Ontology annotation, cellular component: membrane.
CCCUAUUUAUUUGUUUACUUUUUUUUCUGCUUAUUUCUCGUUUUAUUGAAUUCACUGUUCAUCUUUCAUUAAUAAUAAAACUGUAUUUUUUUUCUGAUAACUUUAAAAAUAUGCACAAUAAGGAAACUGUAACGACUUCUUUAACUUAUUAAAAUGGAAGGUAAUGAAAUGAACGUGUUCUCACAGGUAAAUUCUGGAGAAGUAGUAAAAGGUGAUCAUUUAACGGAGAACAUAUCGCGGCAAAAUAAAGGUGUAUUUGGACAUUUUGUUGAGGAAUCUACUCUGAGAAAUGUUUCAUUAGAUGAAUUAGAAGAAGUUAGUGAGGUUGAAUGUGUAACUGAUGGUAACAUUAGAAGAACACCUAGUUCUGUGAGCAGUGAACAACCUGAAACAGUUGCUGUUCUUGUAGAAUGGCAUAAUAGCUACUUCAGAUCAUCAGAAGGCUUAUUGAGAAUUUGCCUAUUGACAUGCUGCUCUAUAAGUUUAGGCUGCGUUACAAAUGCUGGAGAGGUUUCUUCAGACGUUUUGGAUAUGCCAUUCUCUUCAUCUAUCCGUGCACAUAUAUUUGUUACAGUAUUUGGAAUUCUUUUGUCACUUUCCUUCUUUAUUCUGGGGGUUACUUCCAUUAUUGAAAGCUUUCCAGUCUAUUGGAAUAUUAUUGACGCUGCUCUCCAUGGAAGUUUAUGUGCCCUUUUACUCUUUACCUCAGCAAUGCUUCUUCAUGCUGAACAUUUUGCUCGCAAUGCAGAAAUAUUAAUUUCUGAAUGGACCAAGUUACAGUUAUCAUUGGCUGCUGUAUUUGGCUUCCUUGCAACCUUAAUAUGUGUUUUCAUUACAAUUACACGUUCCUGUGCAAGCAAAACACCCUCUAUUCCAGAAGACAUAAUGUUGACCUCACUUAGGUCUAGUUAACCUGACAUUUUUCGUAAUUAUGUUUUUUAGAUAUAUACAAAACUGCUUUAUUGAAGUUAUUGUUUUGGAUCAUAGCUAUAACUGUUCUUCUGCUCUACAAUAUUUAUAAUCUUGUGGUGCCAUACUUUGUGAUCAAAUUGUGUAUUAUGUGUAAAAAUGUAUCAAUGCUUAUC